This is a messenger RNA of Spinacia oleracea (spinach), 1325 nucleotides long. RefSeq lists its product as uncharacterized. The record is from RefSeq and is a predicted model, not a curated record. The coding region runs from base 36 to 1325 and encodes 429 amino acids. Gene Ontology annotation, molecular function: protein binding. NCBI's taxonomy places the organism in Eukaryota, Viridiplantae, Streptophyta, Magnoliopsida, Caryophyllales, Amaranthaceae. The transcript has 2 exons.
CUUAAGUCAACCAAAAACACAAAAAGUCUCUGAAAAUGGAUGAAGAGCUUCUGAAAGCAGUAGUGAGCGGAGAUGUUGAGUUUCUUAAAAAAUGCGAAGAAUCAAAUAAACCCAUCGAUUACUACUUGACUUUCGUCCCCCAAAGUAGUGAUGAAAAUGACGAUGUUCGUGGGAAUAUAUUCCACAUAGCAGCGUAUAAUAACAGAGAAGAUUUUAUAAGAGAAGCUAUUCGAAUAUUACCUUCCGAAGAUACGCAAAAACUCCUCCUCCAAACACGGGAACCAUUUAACGCCAACCCUCUUCAUGUAGCAGGCGACAAUGGUAACGUAGAGAUAGUAAAGAUGUUCCUAAAUGUGUACAGAUGUUUGCCAUCAUUACCAUCUGAUAUUUCUAAACGACCAUGGUUACUCAAGAAUAGCGAGGGAAAUAGCCCUUGCCAAUCGACUGUUUAUGGUUUCCACGAGGAAUGUGCGUUGGAAAUGUUGAAAACGGAUAUGGAGUUGAUUUCCAAUAUGACUUCGGAACGCGACUCUUCUUUACUUUAUGAAGUUGUACAUAAUAAGUUAAGCAAAUUAGCUUUGGAGAUGUUGAGUUCCCCUCAUUCUUUUCCUUGCAACGGGAACGACGGCUACACUCCCUUCCACUCGAUUCAUAAUUUUAACUGCUCAGAAGAAGCAAAAGACAUCUUUCGACUGUUGCUUCAAAGAGCGCCGGAGGUACUUAAACAACAAACUGACAAUGGAUUUUCAAUAUUCCAUUUAUGGGCAUCUGGUGGAAAAUUGUGGCCAUUCAAACAUCUUGUAGAAAGCCAUGUUAUUAUUCCAAAUGUAAAGGAGAUAUUCGCACACUUAGUCUCUACAACAAACAAGUAUGGUGACAACCCUUUUCAUAGUCUGACUGAAGAUACCUCCAAUGAAGAAGUUGCUAUUGAAAUAGCAAAAUUGCUAAUAGAUACUUACAAACAAGUAGAGUCAUCUGCCAUUAUAGAAGACCUACUUCCAUGGUUAGUAGAGAACAAUGAUGGUGAUACACCUUUGUCAUUGGCCAUAACUCCUCAAUAUGAAAAGUUUGCACUAUAUAUCUUGUCAAUUGAUGAAAAUGCGGUUAUUAAAAGUCAGAAUAAUGUUUUGUUCUUGGCUAUCGAGAAUGGAUGCUAUAAAGUUGCCCAAAAGAUUUUAAAGAUAGUGGAUGACAACGGUUGGAAUCAACUUCUUACUAAUCAUCACCAUAAUGUUUUGCAUCUUGCACCGUUAUGCACAAGUGAGUCUGCUUCUCUUUCCAUUUUGCUAACAAAUACUGCAUGCUUAAAAUGUAAUAUUGUGUGA